CGGUUUCGGAACACAUCCUGGAUACUGCAGCACGUGAAUAACCCGGGUGAUUUGACAUUCAUCGACACCAACAAUUGCUUUCACGUUUCCAAUUAAGCAGAAUAUUAACAGCCCUGAAAUUCCUGUUUCGAAAUCAAGAUUCGGAGAAACGUUGGAGUUUGAAAUUUAAUUUCACAAAGAUGCUUCUUCACUGAGAGCGAAAAAAAGGAGAAAAAACAACAACAACAACAAACAAAUAACGGAUUGGAAAUCCAAAGGUAUUGGAAAUGGCUGGCGGUUUGAAUAUAAAUAGGGAAUCAUCGCCCUAUCGUGUUUGUCGUGAUUUUCUUCGCAAUGUUUGCCAUCGUGGUAAACGAUGUAAAUAUCUUCACGAAAGAUCAGAAGACAGUCCCAUUGAUGAAUAUACGUUUUGUCACGAUUUUCAAAAUGGCAUGUGCAAUUGGCCAGGUUGUAAAUUUCUUCAUUGCACUGAGAGUGAGGAGAAACAUUUUCGUGCAACUGGCGAAUUACCAUCGCACAUUCUCGUUAAAUUGAAGAAUAACAGCGAAAAGGAAUUGCCCGCUUGUAAGGACUUCAUUAAGGGCAGCUGUCAAAGGGUCAAUUGUAAAUUUAGACACUUUAAAAAAGAUGAACCACAACCGAAUAUGAUUACAGUUUCACAAAUUAAUUUACCAAAACCACAGCAUAAUUUUAAUGGAAACGGCGGUGGUGGUGUUGGUGAUAAUCGACGAUUUGAAGAGGACAGAAGCAUUCAGUGGCAAUUGGAGGAUCACUGUCUGCUAACGAAUAAUGGAUACAAUGCGUCUUCGCAUCCUCUUGAUUACCUUGGACCACCGGAGCCGAAAAGAAGACUAGUCUCGGGUGAAGCUCUUUUACAUUUUGAAACUUCACAAUUAGUUGGACAACACACAGCUCAGCCCGUUACAUCCGGAUAUUAUUACCCAGUAAUACCGAGGAACGAAGCCAGGGCGAUUGUCCUGGAGGACGAGAAUUCUUUGCUAAGAAAAAAAAUAGAAGAACUCAAAAAGCAGGUAAGUGAUUUAACAGCAACAAAUGAAUUUCUUCUGGAUCAAAAUGCACAAUUGAGAAUGUCGGGCAAACGAACGGCGAAUGUGACAGCAGUGACGGUGCCGGCAGUUACAAUAACAAAUACAGUGCCACCGUCCCAGGCGCCAACUCCACAGCAAAUGGUGAACGCCGCAGUUGCUGCAGGAACAUUAAGAACUGUCACUGCGAGUGUUGCUACUGUUCCAGUUAGUUUAGCGACAGUUGCUCCCGUUUCGAUUGCCGCCGUAUCAAUGGCUCCGGUUUCAAUUCCACCGCCAAUUGUCACAAUGGCACAACAAACAAUCACAAUGAGCGGUUCCGGUCCACAACCGAAUAAUCAACAACCACCGAAUUCACAGCAGCCUACCAGUUUACCCCUGUCAAUAUCGGGAGCAACUGCUCCAUUACUUUCCUAUCCAAUAAUGACCCAGGAACUCAGGCCUGUCUUGCAGUAAAUUUCUUUUACGAUCCAGAAACUUCUUUCUUUUCUUACGGAAAUUUAGACAUUCAUUU
This is a messenger RNA of Leptopilina heterotoma, 1560 nucleotides long. RefSeq names its product zinc finger CCCH domain-containing protein 10-like. The record is from RefSeq and is a predicted model, not a curated record. The transcript is spliced from 4 exons. Bases 267 to 1502 code for a protein of 411 amino acids. NCBI's taxonomy places the organism in Eukaryota, Metazoa, Arthropoda, Insecta, Hymenoptera, Figitidae. Gene Ontology annotation, molecular function: metal ion binding.